UUCUUCUUCUCACUAAAGCUUUCUCCUUUGUUGCAGGUUUAAUCAAGAACUCAAUCUCAACACUCCCUCUUGAGUUCUUCGAUUAAAUCCCCAAUUUCAAUUUUAGGGCUUUCAAUCCCACGGCUUCUUCUUCUUCGAUAGACCGCCUCUCUUCUCUUCUUCGGCGAGCAUCUCCUUCUUGCUUCUAUUCCUUUUAAUAGAGCUUCUUUCUCUAUCGUGGUGCUAAGCUUCUCCAACGGCAGCUAGAGGUCACAACUCUCACCGAUCACCAGUCACCGUCACGGUGAAAGUCUCCUUCGCCGUCUUCAACCACCACAUCCGAAUCACUUCAACUCUUUGCCAUGAGCCUUCCAUGUCUCCUCCAAGUUUUUUUCAUCGUGAGAUCUUCUCACGUUUUCUUGCUCGGCUGCCAUUGCAACCGGCUUCAGCUCCCACUGUGGUUUUGAUCCACUCAGAUUUUAACCCUAGUCACGGAUUGGAGCUUCUCAACACCAUUGCCGCCACCUUAGUUGCUUCCUCUUUGACGCAAGGCUUCAUUGCCUACAUUUCAUCUCGGAGGCUGCAACCAAGCUUGCAUUGGUGCCUUCUUUCUUGUUCUGCUUCAGCCACAGAAUUCUCCCUCUUGGUUUGGCACUUCACAGUUUCUGUUAAGAUGGCUGCAGCAUCUCUUCAUUUGCCUAUGAGCUCAGGUCCGCUCAAGGCCCCACUCUCUUCAUUCAGCUCACCUCUCAGUGAUGAACUGCACCUCUUCUUGUUCUUCUUCUCUCAAGUCCGGAUCCUCUUGGUCUCUUUCUCACCAAGCUUCUCAGGCUCCAAGGAUAACUAUAGCUCUGAUACCAUGUUGACAUUCUCACAUUCUCUCUAUUUCUCACACUCAUUUACGGUUUCAUUGUCUUUAGAGAGAAAGAACAAAAACCAUUACUCUUUAAUUGUCUACAUUGUAUUAAUGGAUCACAAGGAUACUUUUCUUACAAGACACACACACAUACAUAUAGUGGUUCUUUCUCCACUUGCUACACUACACUCACUUAGAUUCGAGACCAUACUUCUAUGCAUCAUUACCCUAAGACUAGAACCAAACUUACAAGCAAGGAACGACUACACCUUACACAACAACAACUCCACUCUACUUUAGCUAAAGCCAUAAGCAAACUCCAACAACUAUUAGUUGGACAAGCUAACAACAACACUAACACAUGUUUGGGCCUAACUAAAUAAUUAGCCCAAUCCC
Messenger RNA from Arabidopsis lyrata subsp. lyrata, 1231 nucleotides. RefSeq lists its product as uncharacterized. The coding region runs from base 353 to 1135 and encodes 260 amino acids. NCBI's taxonomy places the organism in Eukaryota, Viridiplantae, Streptophyta, Magnoliopsida, Brassicales, Brassicaceae. The transcript has 5 exons. The record is from RefSeq and is a predicted model, not a curated record.